This is a messenger RNA of Rana temporaria (common frog), 2426 nucleotides long. RefSeq names its product structure specific recognition protein 1 (gene SSRP1). The record is from RefSeq and is a predicted model, not a curated record. The transcript is spliced from 17 exons. Gene Ontology annotation, cellular component: FACT complex; nucleus. Gene Ontology annotation, molecular function: DNA binding; nucleosome binding; histone binding. The coding region runs from base 99 to 2192 and encodes 697 amino acids. Lineage: Eukaryota; Metazoa; Chordata; Amphibia; Anura; Ranidae.
GUUACGGAGAGCGAGUGAAAGCCGUGUGUUUCCAAGUAACUUCCGGUGGCUAGGUACGCGGUGGCGGGAAGCAGAGCGAGUGUCUGUUUAGACGCACAAUGGCUGACACGUUAGAAUUUAACGAUAUCUACCAGGAGGUGAAAGGGUUUAUGAAUGAUGGACGCCUACGUUUAUCUAAGGCUGGACUUAUGUACAAAAAUAACAAAACUGGAAAAGUGGAAAAUAUUGCAGCAACUGACUUGUCAGAAGGGAUCUGGCGUCGUGUGGCACUUGGGUAUGGCCUCCGACUGUCAACACGUACCGGUCAGGUGUACAAAUAUGACGGUUUCAGAGAGCCGGAGUUCGAAAAGCUGUCUGAAUACAUCAAGACUCACUUUCAAGUUGAUUUGGUCGAGAAGGACAUGUGUGUGAAAGGAUGGAACUGGGGAUCUGUGAGGUUUGGAGGACAGCUCCUCUCCUUUGAUAUUGGGGAACAGCCAGCCUUUGAACUGCCUCUCAGUAAUGUGUCACAGUGCACCACCGGGAAGAAUGAGGUGACUUUAGAAUUUCACCAGAAUGAUGACACGGAGGUUGGUCUCAUGGAGAUCCGCUUUUAUGUUCCUCCAACGCAGGAUGAUGGUGGUGACCCUGUGGAGGCAUUUGCUCAGAAUGUGCUGUCCAAGGCAGAUGUGAUUCAAGCAACAGGUGAUGCAGUUUGUAUAUUCCGAGAACUGCAAUGCCUUACUCCACGCGGCCGUUAUGACAUCCGAAUCUACCCCACCUUCCUUCACCUGCAUGGAAAAACAUUUGACUAUAAAAUUCCAUACACAACAGUUCUACGUCUCUUUCUUCUUCCACACAAGGAUCAAAGACAGAUGUUCUUUGUGAUAAGUCUGGACCCUCCCAUUAAACAAGGGCAAACUCGUUAUCACUUUCUAAUCCUACUUUUCUCCAAAGAUGAAGACAUUAAUUUGACCCUCAACAUGAGCGAGGAGGAGGUUGAGAAGCGUUUCGAAGGAAAAUUGAAGAAGAACAUGUCUGGUUGUCUCUAUGAGAUGGUUAGUCGUGUCAUGAAGGCACUGGUAAACCGAAAGAUCACUGUACCUGGUAACUUUCAAGGGAACUCUGGAGCUCAGUGCAUCACAUGUUCUUACAAAGCCAGCUCAGGCCUGCUAUAUCCUCUCGAACGAGGUUUUAUAUAUGUUCACAAACCGCCAGUUCACGUCCGGUUUGAUGAGGUACAAUGUGUAAAUUUUGCCCGUGGAACCACAACAACACGAUCCUUUGAUUUUGAAAUAGAGACCAAACAAGGUUUACAGUAUACUUUCAGCAGUAUUGAAAGAGAGGAAUAUGGGAAACUUUUUGACUUUGUGAAUGCAAAGAAACUCAACAUCAAAAACAGAGGCUUGAAAGAGAAAUCACAGGGCAUGAAGCAGGCGUAUGAUGACUAUGCAGACUCAGAUGAUGAUCAGCAUCAUGAUGCCUACCUGGAGAGGAUGAAGGAAGAAGGCAAAAUUAGAGAGAAUGCUGACUCAGAUGACUCUGGAGAUGAAUCAGACGAAUCAUUUAACCCAGGGGAAGAAGAAGAUGAAGUUGCAGAAGAGUUUGAUAGUAAUCCGUCCGCAAGCUCAUCCAGUGCUGACAGUGAUGAGGAUAAAGAAAAGCCAGCAAAAAAACCCAAGGUACCCAAACCAAGUAAAGAGAAGAAGCCACGCAAAAAAACAGAGGGUAAGAAAGGCAAAGACCCUGCAGCACCUAAACGCCCAAUGUCAGCAUAUAUGUUGUGGUUAAAUGCUAGUCGUGAGAAGAUAAAGGGUGAUAAUCCUGGGAUUAGCAUUAUUGAUCUGUCUAAGAAAGCUGGCGAAAUAUGGAAGGGUAUGUCCAAGGAGAAGAAAGAGGAAUGGGACCGUAAAGCAGAGGAAGCAAAACGUGACUAUGAGAAAGCAAUGAAAGAGUACAAUAAAAAUGCCCCACCCCCUGAAGUUUCCAAAAAGGAGAAGAAGUCAAAAGGAGAGAAGAAAACAUCAGAAAAGACGGAGAAGAAAAAAUCUGGGAAGGCUGCCUCUCCUUCUAGAACUCCUGUUAAAACGAAUACAGUUAAGAGUAAAGAGUUUGUAUCCAGUGAUGAGAGCUCUUCAGAUGAAAGCACACAUAAAAAGGGAUCAGAUGAAGAGAUGGCCAGUAGUCCUCAGAGUUCUAAUGAUUCAGACUGAAUAGUAGCUACUUGGCUGUUUCACUUCGGAAGAUUAUUGUUGGGCUUGUGGGAGAUGAGUGCAGUACAGAGGAGAAUGUGGAUAUUUCUAUCCCUGAAGCUACAAGCUUAAGCCUAUUCUCUGUGGAAAUCUCCAUCUCGUCUCUAAAUUUCUCAUCCGCCAUUCCUCGUCAGUGUUCUGGAUUUCCUCUUUUUUUUUUUUUUUUCCACCUUGUAAUAAAAUAUUUUGAUUUUU